AUGACCGGCUCAGACAUAUUCGCCCAGGAUAAUAUCUUGGAUCUUGCUGUCAAAGCUAUCAAGCCCGGCCAGCCAAGCCUCAGGGCACCACAUGAAGCGGUGGCACUGAUCGGCCAUGCCUGCUUGGCAGCGCUGGAUUUCCGCUUGGUUGGCCUCGGUGAAGACCACAAAUUAGGUAUUUGGUCUCGCUCAGUCGUUCCUCAUACCCGUGCUGACAUCUCCAAAGAAUCAUCUGCAGAUCAAUCUUCUCUCCCCGCAGAAUGGAACACUAAUGACACGAUCGCCUUUCGAUAUGCACAUGCGAAUUCUGAGACACAGUAUCUGCUCAAAGUGAGUCGCUUGGGGGGAAAUGCAGUCGUCUUCGCACUCGCGCUGGGCGAUGACCGCACCAGCUCCUUCGAUGUCCCUACCAAGGACUACAUCUCAGCCUCCGCCCUCCCUCUGUCCUCUGAAGACAUCAGUACCUCUUUACGGGAUGUGUUCACCUCGCCUACCCGGCUGGGCGACUUGAUUAGUCUCUUCAAAAUCAACGUGAUUCAAAAGAUUGUGUCCGGUUUGCAGCAAGAAGAUUACGAGGGCACAAAUCAACCACCCAGGGAAUCACCAGCAGAAAGCAGACAGCGAGCUGCGCUACGUGACGACUCCGUUCCUCAGCCUGCCCGUCCGCGUCCGUUCGAUGACCCUUUGGCGGCAGCGCCCCGCCGCUCGAAACCACCAGUAGAUUUUGCCCCUCCCGGGUUUGAAGAUGAGCAUCAAGUGUACAGCGCCCCGCGGAGAUAUUUGGGAGGAUUGGGUGGCGGCUCAGGCGGGCUGGGAGCAGGGCCAGCAGGUCUUGGAGAUGGACCAUCGGGAUUGGGAGAUCCCUUAAGCAUCGGUUCACAAGAUCUCUACCCCCAAGGUCUUUCUCCCCAUGACCCGUUCAACGGACGUAUGGGUGGUUAUGGACCAGGUAGUGGGGGUAUGCAUCCUACCUUUGAUGACCCCCUAUUUGGUGGACAGGGAACCGGUAGUGGUAGACACGAUCCCCGAGCACCUCCUGGAGCACGCUACGAUCCUCCUGGACCUGGUGAGCCACCGUUCGGUCGCAACCGGGGACCUUAUGGUAACAAUGGACGAGGUGGGGGAGGCUUUGGAGGCUUCGGUGGUGGGUUUGGCGGGGACAUCAUCUAA
This is a messenger RNA of Penicillium brevicompactum, 1170 nucleotides long. Its product is annotated as proteasome inhibitor PI31 family protein. The record is from RefSeq and is a predicted model, not a curated record. The transcript has a single exon. Gene Ontology annotation, biological process: proteasome-mediated ubiquitin-dependent protein catabolic process. NCBI's taxonomy places the organism in Eukaryota, Fungi, Ascomycota, Eurotiomycetes, Eurotiales, Aspergillaceae. Gene Ontology annotation, molecular function: endopeptidase inhibitor activity; proteasome binding. Bases 1 to 1170 code for a protein of 389 amino acids.